Messenger RNA from Mytilus californianus (California mussel), 1608 nucleotides. Its product is annotated as heat shock 70 kDa protein 12B-like. Bases 133 to 1608 code for a protein of 491 amino acids. NCBI's taxonomy places the organism in Eukaryota, Metazoa, Mollusca, Bivalvia, Mytilida, Mytilidae. Gene Ontology annotation, molecular function: ATP-dependent protein folding chaperone; ATP binding. The transcript is spliced from 6 exons. The record is from RefSeq and is a predicted model, not a curated record.
GUCAGGUGUUAUUUUGCUUUUAUUCACGUUCCAAAAUUAUAUUUAUAAUGAUAUGUAUCUACCAAGUUUAAUUGGACUUGUUUGACAACUUAUAAGAACUUUCCAUCUCCUGUAAGAAAACUAUGAGACUGAAUGGCUGAAACAAAAAUACUAGUAGUUGCGAUUGAUUUUGGAAGUUCCGGUGCAGGUUAUGCAUUCUCAUUUGCAUACCAAUAUAAAAACAAUCCUUUGGAUAUCUCUACAUCGGUAUGGAAUAACGGAAACGGACCACUUCAGACCAAAGUUCCAACUGUUCUUCUUUUUGAUCCGAAUAAAAAGUUUCACUCAUUUGGAUUUGAAGCAGAGGACAAAUAUGAAGAGCUGCUGAACGCAAAUAAAGCUGAUCAAUGGUAUUUUUUGAAAGGUUUCAAGAUGCAGUUGUAUAGUGCUGUGAAUGCCGGAGAGGAUAUAAGAGUAGAUUUUGAAUUGCUGGAUGUUGGGGGGAAAAGUAUAUCUGCAAAAGCUGUUUUUUCUGCUGCUAUUGGCUUUUUGAAAGACCAUUUCAUUCAGCAGAUGCAUUGGAGAAAGCUUGGCACGGUUGAAGACGACAUAUUUUGGGUAGUGUCGGUACCAGCAAUCUGGAAUGAUUCUGCAAAGCAGUUUAUGAGAGAAUCAGCUGAAAAGGUUGGUAUAAAAGGUGAAAAGUUCAUUAUAGUAUAUGAGCCUGAGGCUGCAUCUAUUUACGCAAGCCUUCUUCCUGUUGAUAAGCUAGUUGGAAAAAAUGGCGCUGUCAUCCUGAAAGCUUUUGAUCCGGGUCGAAAGUUUAUUGUUGUUGAUGCUGGAGGUGGUACCGUAGACAUUUCUGCUCAACAAGUUUUAGAAAACGGUGAGCUCAAAAUAAUUCACAAAGAAUGCGGUGGUCCAUGGGGUGGUGAAUGCAUAAACAAACAAUACGUAAAUAUGCUUAAAGAACUUUUCGGAAAGGAAGUUAUGAAUAAGUUUAAAAGGAACAACGGAGAAGAUUUCUUACAACUACUGAGAGAUUUUGAGGUAAAGAAAAAAAUGUUUCGAGUGGUAGACGAGGAAUCACUAACCAUUCGCAUGCCUUUAAGUCUGAUUGAACUGUUCCUUGAUAUUGAAGAAUCAGACGUUCAAACAGCUAUUGCAAGUUCAAGAUUUAAUGAAACUGUUCGACUUAAACGAGACAAACUAUCUAUUGCAGGUUCUUUGGUUGAAACAUUUUUUUCUGAAACCAUACGAACGAUCAUUGAUGAAGUAGUAUCCCUACUGAAACACGAAAGAUGCUCUGAUGUAAGUGUAAUAAUGAUGGCAGGUGGUUUUUCAGAGGAUGACACAUUACAACAUGCAAUUAAAAAGCAAUUCCCAUCGUUGGAAGUGUUUAUACCAACAGAUGGAGCGCUUGCGGUAUUGAAAGGGGCUGUUAUUUAUGGCCACAAUCCAAACGUUGUAUCAUCAAGAGUAUGCUAUUAUACCUAUGGCAUUGCUAUUUCUAAAGCAUUCGACCCAAGUAUUCAUGAUCCGGAAAAAAAGGUUCUCAGGGACGGGAGAGAAAUGUGCAACAAUCUUUUUGAAGUUCUUUUUGAAAUUGACGAAGAAGUUCAUGGCUAA